CUUGCCUCUUGGCGCGAGGACAUCUGGUUGGUAAACGCGAAAGCAUGCCUGCAAGAUUGUGUUGUUUGUUAGCCAUCUACUACCUGCCUGUGUGAUAACGAGAACAUGCUGAAUUGAGAUUUCACAUACAGCACUCUACUAUCGGAUAGGCAUUUUGGCUUUUUAUGGCUACACACUCGCAUGAUUUCUCAUUUGUUAUUCGCUGGCGUCUGUGACUGGUUGCUGGAGUAAAUUAGCCAGCUUAGCUUGACAAAAUAGGUCAGUUUUGAUACAUCGCUAGCUAGCUAUCAGUUGUGCCAACUAGGCAACGAUACUUGAGAAAGCGUUUCACACUAGCUAGCUAACAGUUUUAUCACCUCAAAGAAUGGUGGUGUUGAAAAGUGUUCCACCUCCGAGUGAAGGAGUCCGGCAUGAACAAGCCGAAACCACAGCAGUUUUGGACGGCAAAGGACUUGGAUCAGGAACUCUUUACGUCGCUGAGGCGCGCCUGUUUUGGUUCGAUGGAUCUGGAAUGGGGUUUUCUCUAGAAUACCCGUUAAUCAGCCUCCAUGCCAUCUCCCGUGACCUGAGCGCCUAUCCACAAGAGCACCUGUACGUCAUGGUCAACGGCAAAUUGAGCGAUGAUAAUGAGGCAGAAAUCCAAGAGCAUGCUCCGGAGGAGGAGAAUGAAGAUGACAGUGACAGCGACAGUGACACAACUAUCACAGAAAUCCGCUUUGUGCCAAGUGAUAAGUCCGCAUUGGAGCCCAUGUUCUCUGCCAUGUGUGAGUGUCAGGCCCUUCACCCAGACCCAGAGGAUGAUGACUCCGAUGAUGACUUUGAGGGGCAGGAGUAUGAUGUGGAGGAGGCCGAGUCUGAAGUCAGAAGAAGUUUAGAGCAAGGCCAGGGUGAUGUGCCCUCGUUCUGCACCUAUGAGGAGGGUCUGUCUCAUCUGACAACCGAGGGCCAGGCCACUCUUGAGCGGCUGGAGGGGAUGCUGGCCAAUUCUGUGGCCCAGCAAUUCAACAUGGCCGGCGUCAGGACCGACGAGCCCUCAACCGAGUUUGAGGAUGGUAUGGAGGUGGAUUCAAGUUCAGCUGUUGCUGGACAGUUUGAUGAUGCAGAUGUAGAUCACUGAUAGAUCUGAGCAAAGCUGAUGGAAGCACUUAAGGGCUCUGUAUGUAGUUGAAAAGGGGAGUGCCCAUCCCGACGCUCUUACCCACAGCACUUCCUCAGGGAGUUCUCUCUGCUUCCAGUGUAACUGUUCUCCCCCCGUUACAGUCCCAGCCUCCUGCUUCACACCCCUUGUGUUUUCAGUGUCUGUGUUGUUUUUGUAUUCCUACCCAAAUGAAGAGGCAGUAUUCAUGUAUUUGUAUGAGCUGUCAUAAGAAUAAAUAGUUUUUUUUUUGUACUAA
Messenger RNA from Clupea harengus (Atlantic herring), 1394 nucleotides. RefSeq names its product chloride nucleotide-sensitive channel 1A (gene clns1a). The record is from RefSeq and is a predicted model, not a curated record. Gene Ontology annotation, biological process: cell volume homeostasis; chloride transport; spliceosomal snRNP assembly. Gene Ontology annotation, cellular component: spliceosomal complex; methylosome; pICln-Sm protein complex. Lineage: Eukaryota; Metazoa; Chordata; Actinopteri; Clupeiformes; Clupeidae.